This is a messenger RNA of Anopheles marshallii, 1539 nucleotides long. RefSeq names its product inosine-5'-monophosphate dehydrogenase (gene ras). The record is from RefSeq and is a predicted model, not a curated record. NCBI's taxonomy places the organism in Eukaryota, Metazoa, Arthropoda, Insecta, Diptera, Culicidae. Gene Ontology annotation, biological process: GTP biosynthetic process. Gene Ontology annotation, cellular component: cytoplasm. Bases 1 to 1539 code for a protein of 512 amino acids. Gene Ontology annotation, molecular function: IMP dehydrogenase activity. The transcript is spliced from 4 exons.
AUGGAGAACGGAACUUCCAACAAUCUGCAGGAUGGACUUUCGUGCGAGGAGUUGUUCAAGAAGAGCGAUGGACUGACGUACAAUGACUUCAUCAUCCUGCCCGGUUUCAUCGAUUUUAUUGCAGAAGAAGUGGAUCUAUCAUCCCCGUUGACGAAGAAAAUCAUGCUGAAGGCACCGCUCGUAUCCUCCCCCAUGGACACGGUUACCGAAGCCGAAAUGGCAAUCGCGAUGGCGCUGUGUGGUGGUAUCGGCAUUAUCCAUCACAAUUGCACUCCGGAGUACCAGGCGAACGAGGUUCAUAAGGUGAAAAAGUACAAGCAUGGCUUCAUCCGUGACCCGCUCGUGAUGGGUCCGGAAAAUACGGUGGCCGACGUGCUGGAGGCCAAACGUAAGAAUGGCUUCACCGGGUAUCCGAUCACGGAGAAUGGCAAAAUCGGUACCCGGCUGGUGGGUAUCGUUACGUCACGCGAUAUUGACUUCCGCGAGCACGACGUCGACAUCAAGCUGAAGGACAUUAUGACGAAGCUGGAUGAGCUGAUAACGGCACCGAACGGUGUAACGCUGCAGGAAGCGAACAGCAUUAUGGAGAAAAGUAAAAAGGGCAAGCUACCGAUCGUGAAUAAGACCGGCGAGCUGGUAGCGUUGAUUGCUCGGACCGAUCUGAAAAAGGGACGUACCUAUCCGAACGCACUGAAGGACAGCAAUAAGCAAUUGCUGGUGGGCGCAGCCAUCGGUACGCGCGAAGAAGACAAAGCCCGACUGGAGCUGCUGUACCAAAACGGCGUGGACGUGAUCGUGCUGGAUUCGUCCCAGGGCAACUCGCUCUAUCAGAUCAAUAUGAUCAAGUUCAUCAAGGAGAAGUAUCCUUCACUGCAGGUAAUUGCUGGCAACGUUGUGACGCGCCAGCAGGCGUACAAUCUCAUUACGGCCGGGUGCGAUGCAUUGCGCGUGGGCAUGGGCUCGGGGUCGAUCUGUAUCACGCAGGAGGUGAUGGCGUGCGGCUGCCCGCAGGCAACGGCCGUCUAUCAGGUGUGCAAUCUUGCCCGCCAGUACGGUGUACCGGUGAUAGCGGACGGUGGCAUACAGUCGAUCGGACACAUCGUGAAAGCCCUGUCGCUGGGCGCAUCGGCCGUGAUGAUGGGAUCGCUGCUGGCCGGUACUUCGGAGGCACCCGGCGAGUACUACUUCAGCGAUGGCGUACGUCUGAAGAAGUACCGCGGAAUGGGCAGUCUGGAAGCGAUGGAGCGCAAGGAUGGUAAGGGUGCGGCCAGUUCCCGUUACUAUCAUACGGAGAUCGAAAAGAUGCGUGUGGCGCAGGGUGUCAGUGGCAGUAUUGUCGAUAAGGGUUCUAUUCUGCGCUUUGUACCGUACCUGUUGUGCGGUCUUCAGCACAGCUGCCAAGAUAUUGGUGCACGUUCCAUCACAAACCUAAGAAAAAUGAUCUACAACGGUGAGUUGCGUUUCAUGAAGCGUACCCACUCGGCCCAGCUGGAGGGCAACGUGCACGGUCUGUUCUCGUACGAGAAACGUCUGUUCUGA